This is a messenger RNA of Branchiostoma floridae (Florida lancelet), 1484 nucleotides long. RefSeq names its product 14-3-3 protein homolog 2-like. The record is from RefSeq and is a predicted model, not a curated record. Gene Ontology annotation, biological process: signal transduction. NCBI's taxonomy places the organism in Eukaryota, Metazoa, Chordata, Leptocardii, Amphioxiformes, Branchiostomatidae. The coding region runs from base 264 to 983 and encodes 239 amino acids. The transcript is spliced from 3 exons. Gene Ontology annotation, cellular component: cytoplasm.
UGGACAUUUUCGACCGAGUAUUUGACAGUUUCCCCCAGAUGUCGCAUCCGAUUGAUCUAAUGCAAACAUCGAAAAUCCUUAAUGAGGUACGCCAGCCCGCGGCCGCUUGCAACACAAUAUUUCAACAAAUGUCCACAAAACUGGUUUUACUAGCACCCCAGUGACCCUAAUUAUAAGGUAUUCAUUCGCCUGGCUACUUUGUAAAUCCAGCUGGCAACAAAACUCAAAAGUUGCGUAUUACUGACAAGAUUGAAGAUAAGACAAUGGCUAGCAUAAGCAAUUUGAAGGAUCAGGCCAAGGUGUGGGAACAAGCAGAGCGGUGGCAGGACAUGGCGUUGUGCAUGAAGGAGAUGGUGGAGAUUGUCCACGCGGAGCAUGAGAUCGGGAAGCUAGCUUCAGAGGAGAGGUACAUGCUGUCCGUGGCCUAUAAGAACAUGGUGGGCUCCAGGAGGUCCGCCUUGCGGAUCAUAGCGUCCGUCGAGCAGAAGGAGGCCGACGGCUCGGAAACCCGGCAGGCGGCGAAGUGGCUACGGGAGAAGGUGGAGACCGAGAUGAAGGAGAUGUGCGACGAAGUCUUGGAGCUGCUCGACAAGUUCCUCAUCCCCAGUGUCCACAAUGCGGACAGCGAAGUCUUCUACCAAAAGAUGAAGGGAGACUACUUACGGUACCUGGCGGAAAUCACCGACGGCAAAGAGAAAGAGGAUAUUGUGAAGAAGGCCGAGGAGUCCUACAAGAAAGCGCACGAGACGGCUGUUGCCUAUAUGCCCCCAGUAAACCCCAUUCGACUGGAAGUGGCGCUAAACUUCUCAUUGUUCCACUACGAGAUACGGAAUAACCCCACAGAAGCGUGUCGGCUAGCGCAGGAGGCGUUCGACGACGCUCUAGCGGAGCUGGACACUAUGCAAGAGGAUGCGUACAAAGACAGCACCCUCAUCAUGGAGCUACUCCAAGGAAACGCCACACGUUGGGCGAGCGAGAAUUAAGAUCAAGGAGAGGACUCCCCCAUAUCAAGCGCAUUUUCGGGUCAACUCGUCUUGAGUCAACGUCAACGUCAGCUUGUUUUGCUUUUCAUACCUACUGUAUUUCUUCUGUUUGGAUUACGAACGUCCUUUUGACGUCUUUUUGACCUCAUAUUUAUAAGGAGCAAUGAACAAUUGUGCGUUUAGUCUUUUAGCAUCUUUUUCUAUAAUACAAAAUUUUGUGGACUUUGGUGAUUUUGUCAAAGUCCUAGUUUAGCGGAUGUAUUUUUGGAUCGCUCCACUUCACAUAGGUGUAUAACAGGAAGAGCCCAUUCUUGCACGGGGGGGGGGUCAAAUUCUAUUUUGGAUGGCUGGUGAUUAAAAAUUCCAUUUCUUAGCGAAGUGUUUUGGGACUCUUGGAACAGUCUAUUGUUGCAUGUUGCUGAAAUAUGCUGUAUUUGCUCUCAAGCAAAAGUUGGCCUUUCUAGUUUUAAUAUAUAUAUACUUCCCCAUUUGUCCUGUGCU